AUGAGAGGAGAGAAGGAUGUCAAGUUUUUUCGUAACUAUGAUAUCUCAUCUGACACCUCUCCUGGUAACAGCGGCUACUCCUCCCCGUGCUGUAAACACCCGCUAGGCAGGAGAGUUUCUAGAGAGCGGCUCAUAGAUCCUGAUAAAGCUUUGUGGAUUAUUCGUAUGUAUGAACAAUGUCGCAGACCAUAUAUGGGUAUAUGGUUGAUAUGGAAACCAGCCCUUCUGGUAAAUUGUCCGAACUUGGCGCGCAAGAUUUUAAAUCAAGAUUUCGGUAACUUCAGGGACCGUCAUGUAAGCUCCGGGAGCACGGACCCUGUCGGAGGUUUAAAUUUAUUUACCGUUAAAGAUCCCGUAUGGAGUAACAUUCGAUCAAAAAUAACUGGAGUAUUUACAACUGCCAAGUUGAAAAAUCAUCAGGAUUAUACACGAAGCAAAGCGAAGGAAUUAGUGCAAAGAAUUCAAAACGAUGGAAACAAAGUAUUACAUCUCAAGGAUUUGUUGGUCGACUAUACAACAGAUGUGAUCGGAACAUUUGCUUUUGGUGUGGAGAGUAACGCCACGCUCACAGGCGAGGGCCCGCUCAGAGACAUCACUAGAGACUUCAUUAAACUGUCUGUGUACCGAGGACUAUCAAUGUUCUCUAUAUUCUUUUGGCCUGAAGUCACUGAUAUUUUCAGAUCGAAGUUCUUUCCAAGAUCGUCAACGAAAUAUUUUUGUGAAGUAGUCGACCGUAUAAUGACUCACCGCAAGAAAGAGAACAUCAGAAGAAAUGACCUCAUCGAUUGUUUGAUCAAAAUUGAGAAAGAGAGUGAAGAAAACAAUGAGAAACUUCCGAAUGGUUUGAUAGUGGCUCAGGCAGCCAUCCUCCUUCUUGGCGGGUUUGAUACGUCAGCUAUGACCCUUACAUAUGCUAUUUAUGAAAUCGCCCACGCUCCCGAUAUACAGGAAAAGUUAUAUCGAGAACUUUUAGAAGCAAAGAAACGUUACGGCGGUGAAGACUUUGACAUGCAAACACUAGGAGAAAUGACUUACAUGAACUGUGUUAUACAAGAAACACUUCGGAAAUAUGCGCCCAUGACUUGGUUGGACAGAAUAGCACUGUCUGAUUAUAAGAUCGACGACUCGCUGACCAUCAAGGGCGGUACUCCUGUGUACAUCAACAUACUCGGCAUGCACUACGACCCCGACUAUUUCCCAGACCCAUAUACAUUUAAUCCUGAUAGAUUCUUACCAGAGAACAGCAGCAACAUAAAACCUUAUACGUUCAUGCCAUUCGGAGAGGGACCCAGAAGUUGUAUUGGUAAAAGAUUCGGAUACAUAACGAUGCGUACCGUUUUGGCUGCGUUGUUCCUAAACUACGAACUAUUCCCUUUACCCAACACGCCUACACCGAUACAGACUAAGAUUGACCCGUACAGUAUGUUCUAUACUCCUGGAGAAAAACUUCGUGUAGAAUUUGUUCCUAGAAAUAAGUAA
Molecule: messenger RNA, 1479 nt
Organism: Danaus chrysippus (African queen)
Lineage: Eukaryota; Metazoa; Arthropoda; Insecta; Lepidoptera; Nymphalidae
Source: the annotation of a GenBank genome assembly